Rubroshorea leprosula is the source of this 915-nucleotide messenger RNA. The record is from the annotation of a GenBank genome assembly. NCBI's taxonomy places the organism in Eukaryota, Viridiplantae, Streptophyta, Magnoliopsida, Malvales, Dipterocarpaceae.
CCUCUCUCUUCCCUCUUCCCUCUUCUCUUCAUAUCUAACUUCCGUCGUUUUCUUCUCCUUGAUUCAGCAACUAUGGCUUCUCUCAUGUUUUCCUUCUUUCCCUUCCUCCUAGUCCACGCCAUUUUCUUCCUUUCUCGACCUGCACUUUGUGAUGCAAUUAUGGCUUCUCUCAAGUUUUCCUUCUUUCCCUUCCUCCUAGUCCACGCCAUUUUCUUCCUUUCUCGACCUGCACUUUGUGAUGACGAAGACAACCUUCUCCAAGGAAUCAACAGUUACCGUACAUCUCUAAGCCUCCCGGUGCUGACCAAGAACAAGAAUGCCGACUGUGCCGCGGGAGAACUUGCCGAUGACUUAGAGGAUCAGUCCUGCGACGCUGCUGCCAUCCCUUCUCCUAACACCCUGUCCACUCUAGCCAACUACCCCAAGGUUGCUUCCAAGUGCAAGAUCGACGUUAACACCACCACGGACGGUGUCAUAAUGCCCGUCUGCGUCCGCAAACUAGUCCCUACUCUGGUCCUCACCAACUACACCCGCACUCACUACGCCAAGUACUUGAACGAGUCCAAGUACACCGGCAUUGGUGUCGGGUCGGAGGACGACUGGACGGUGGUGGUUCUGACCACUAACACGCUGGCGGGGAGCUUUGCUAGCGGAGCUUGGAGGAUGUCCGAGAAGAUUGGCGGUUUAGGGAUUGGGAUGGUUUUUGGGUGGUUUUUCUGGGUUAGGUAGUGAAGAAGAAAGACUGGAGAAUGCAUAUGUUUUAGGUUUCUGUAUUUGUGUCUUUGUGAUUAUGUGUUUGCUUGUGAUUCUACCUUAAUUAUUCUGUCCUUAUAAGAUUGUAAUAUUGCUUGGUAUUUUUGGAAAUUUAUGAAAAAUUUUCAAAAUUUGAAGAAAUAAUAAAAAUGCUUUUAAAUA